Messenger RNA from Suillus fuscotomentosus, 1608 nucleotides. Its product is annotated as glycosyltransferase family 15 protein. NCBI's taxonomy places the organism in Eukaryota, Fungi, Basidiomycota, Agaricomycetes, Boletales, Suillaceae. The coding region runs from base 1 to 1362 and encodes 453 amino acids. The record is from RefSeq and is a predicted model, not a curated record. The transcript has 13 exons. Gene Ontology annotation, cellular component: Golgi apparatus; membrane. Gene Ontology annotation, biological process: cell wall mannoprotein biosynthetic process; protein N-linked glycosylation. Gene Ontology annotation, molecular function: alpha-1,2-mannosyltransferase activity.
AUGGCUCUCCCGUUAACUGCGGCACAUCGUAGAUCUAUCGUCAUUGCAGUCACAGCUGUGCUGAUUGUGUGUUAUUUCAUGGCUAUUGGUCGUGAAGACCAUUCCGCGUCUUUCAGAACUUUGUCUACUCAAUUGUCGACAUCCAAGGACUCUGAAACUGUGGCGGGUUUGGAUGUCAAACAAACAAGCGAGACACCAUCGGAGUUGUCUUCUUCAUUAAAGAGCAAGCCAUCACCCACCCUUGGAAAUCCAAUUCCACAAGUCUCUCACCCUCCCCACAGAGCCAACGCUACCUUGGUAAUGUUGGCUCGUAAUUCCGAUCUCAAUGGCGUGAUAUCAAGUGUAGAACAGCUAGAGGCCAAGUUUAAUCGCAAGUUUAAUUAUCCCUGGGUGUUUUUGAACGACGAGCCCUUCUCCACCGACUUCAAAAGGCGUGUCAGUGUCUUAACCGACGCAGACGUUUCUUUUGGGUUGGUCCCUCACGAGCAGUGGGUCCAGCCGGACUGGAUAGAUGAAGGACGAGCUCAGGAGGGACGUAAUAAACUUGUACGACAAGGUGUAAUUUAUGGCGGCAAGUUCAUCAUUCCUCAGCCAUUUUUUGUUAUCUUACCAUUAAAACCACAGGAAGUGUUUCGGGUGAGCGCACAGCAUCGCGGGUUUAGGAAGGAUGUUUCGUUGGCUGAUCUCUCUCUACAGUUCUUUUUCCGCCAUGAACUCUUAACGCCAUAUAAAUGGUACUGGAGAGUAGAGCCCGAUGUUAGAUACUACUGUGACCUGGAUUAUGACCCCUUUCUAUUCCUGGAGGAUCAUGACAAAAUUUAUGGCAAGACAGGCUUCACGAUAUCUAUGCCAGAAUGGGAACCAACUAUACCCUCGUUAUGGUCCACGGUGAAAAACUUCGUCGCGGAAUAUCCUCAAUAUGUGUCACCAGACAACUCAAUGGAUUUUCUAUCUGACAAUGCGGGCGAUUCUUACAACAUGUGUCACUUUUGGUCAAACUUCGAGAUCGCAGAUAUGGAUUUCUGGAGGGGCGAAGCCUACACGAAAUUUUUCGAGUACCUUGAGAACACAGGAGGCUUCUACUAUGAGAGAUGGGGAGACGCACCUGUUCAUAGCAUCGCCGCAGCCUUAUUUACGCGCAAGGAUCAAAUACAUUUCUUUAAGGAUAUAGGCAAGCCAAGGGUAAACAGUGGCGGGAAGGACAUUGUUCGUGUGAUCCAAACGAUAACUUCGGCCACUGUAGACUACUACAGGGCACGGUCACAGGGACGAUAUGUAGCGAUGCGUGCUGACUGGACCAAAACAUCGAGAGAGGACUCGGAGAUGAAGGAAACAGACCACGUGGAGCAGGAAGAACUUUGAAACCGGACCACGCCGCAGUCCAUUAUAGGCCAGGCGUUUUCAGUUGGCUGUUUUAGGUGGCGUGGCUCAAUCCUUCCACCGCGACCAACAGCAGUCCUAUAUCCUCUUCAUUUUUUUCUUGCAUUUACCAUCCAGUUACCUUUCUCUCGAUUUGCGCUAAUAAAGGUCCCAAAGGGACGAGCACCUCUGGAAAGAUGAUGACCCCGAUGCGUUACAUCUUGCUUGUCUUGGGUGUUAUUGUACGUG